This is a messenger RNA of Aphanomyces astaci, 887 nucleotides long. RefSeq names its product uracil-DNA glycosylase. The record is from RefSeq and is a predicted model, not a curated record. Gene Ontology annotation, molecular function: uracil DNA N-glycosylase activity. The transcript has 4 exons. Bases 5 to 835 code for a protein of 276 amino acids. NCBI's taxonomy places the organism in Eukaryota, Oomycota, Saprolegniomycetes, Saprolegniales, Verrucalvaceae. Gene Ontology annotation, cellular component: nucleus; mitochondrion. Gene Ontology annotation, biological process: base-excision repair, AP site formation via deaminated base removal; base-excision repair.
CAACAUGAGCGACAUCCGCAGCUUCUUCUCUAAGGACCGACCGGCCAAGCGCCGCGCUGCGAGCGACAUCGAAGCGCCAACAAAGAAAGCAAAAGCGAGCUCAUCGCCCCCAGUCGACCCAGUGUCAUCGCCGGAGUCGUCGUCGACGACGCUGUCGGCGCUGGUCACAGAGCCAACGUGGAACGACCUGCUUGCUCCAGAGUUCAAGAAAGCGUACUUCAAGCAGUUGGAAGCUUUCCUCGACCGAGAACAAAAAAAGAAAGCAGCCAUCUUUCCGCCGAGGCAUGAGAUCUUUGCAGCCCUCAACUUGUGCCCCUUUGAUUCCAUCAACGUCGUGAUCAUAGGGCAGGAUCCCUACCACGGCCCUGGCCAGGCCCAUGGAUUGUGUUUUUCUGUGGCGCGAGGGGUGCCGCCGCCUCCAAGCCUCAAAAACAUCUACAAGGAAGCCAACAAAGACGUGGGCAUCCCUGUGCCCACGCAUGGGAGCUUACUGUCAUGGUGCCGCCAAGGCGUGCUCAUGCUCAACGCCGUGCUCACCGUGAGGGCGACCGAAGCCAAUUCGCACAAGAAGCAAGGCUGGGAGACGUUCACGGACGCCGUCAUUCGCCUCGUAAACGACCAGGCCGAUCACGUUGUGUUUUUGCUGUGGGGCAAACCUGCCCAGGAAAAAGGCGCGCUCAUCUCGCGCACCAAGCACUGCGUUCUCACCAGCUCCCAUCCGUCGCCCCUGGGAGCCACCAAGACGGCGGAGCCGUUCAUUGGCUCCAAGUGUUUUUCCAAGGCCAAUGCGUACCUGGCUUCCCACAACAAGCCCGAGAUCGACUGGACAUUGUAAUAUAUAUAUACUACUACUACUAGUAUAUAUUAAGAGUAUAUUAUACCCCUCC